GUUCGGUAUAAAUUUGAUAUUUGGGAAAUUUGCGUGCCGUCUCGCACUCUGCCUCGGUGGCCAACAAUUUCUAGAGCAAGUGUUACCGAGAGAAAAACUACAAGAAGGUUUUCCUGUUUUGAUAUUUUUUAAGCUGACUACAACAUCUGUGCUACUUGUGGCGUGCUCCUGCACCAUUGCUUUGCCGCGGUACUAGGACAAGCUUACGCUGAUUUACGCUGGAGAUUAUCGUUUUCGAUGUUCGGAGUGAAAAUAGAAAAGAGAAACGGCCAAUGUCACCCAAUCGUUUGAGGUGGCACAAGUGUAGCGCACCUCCCAAUCCAUGAAAGGGGAAAACAGUGCUUUUAACCUCUAGUGUAAUGACCAGAUCAGAUUUAUUUUAUCGUAAGGACGCAUAAAGCUCGCAUUCCGCUACACCGUGGGUGACACAUUCCUUUGCGUAACCCUUCGGCCACAUUGCCAUUUGGCUGGCAAACGAAACCCCAUCGCUUCCGACAGAAGUACCACCGAUUCGAGACUGCUCACUCCAACCGUCGUGCCUCCCCGCUGAUUGUUGCUCCUCCGCUCCUUCAACGGAGAAGAGUGUUCUAUCAGGAAGCCAAAAAAAAAAAAAAGGAAUACACCGAUACCGAAAAUGACAUCAUCGGCGGAACUAGAAACCUUGCGGUCCGAAAUCGAGCGUCUAACGCGAGAGCUGGAUCAGGUGAGCAGCGAAAAUAUUCAAUCUGCCAAAUACGGUCUAGGAUUGUUGGAGGAAAAGCAAAACUUGCAAGUGAAAUGUGAAGAACUGGAGUCGCUGUACGAGAACACCAAACAUGAGCUCGACAUUACACAAGAGGCUUUACAAAAAUUUCAAAAAACUCAACAAGUCACCACCAAAUCGGGCAUCGAGCAAGAAGAUGCAUUGCUCAACGAGUCGGCCGCGAUGGAAACAUCCCUCAACAUGCAGAUUGUGGAGCUGGAAAAUGAAACCAAACAGCUGCGCCACGAGCUAGAUCGUGUGACAAGUGAACGAGAUCGCAUGCUGCAGGAAAAUGCCGAAAUCGGGCGCGACAAGUCUGGUACGGAAGCAGAACGGGCACGGCUUAAAGCUGAGUUGAAGGAUAUGAAAUAUCGCGAAGCUCGCAUGCUGGCCGAUUACUCGGAGCUAGAGGAGGAAAACAUUUCCCUCCAAAAGCAGGUGUCCAGUUUGCGAAGCUCCCAGGUGGAAUUCGAAGGCGCUAAGCACGAAAUCCGGAGGCUGACAGAGGAAAUCGAGCUGCUGAAUUCACAGGUGGAGGAAUUGGCUAGUCUUAAGAAAAUUGCUGAAAAACAAAUGGAAGAUGCCUUGACUGCACUGCAAGUUGAAAGAGAGAAUAAAUACGCUUUGAAGAAAGAGCUUGAUACACAUAUCAACCGUGAAUCAAUGUACAAUAUUAGUAAUCUGGCAUAUAGUAUACGUAGUAUGGAAGAGAAUGCCCUGAACAGCAGCGAUUGUGAAGAGGAAAUCCCAGCACUGAGAGACUCCACCCUGAAAAGAUUGGAAGCAACCCUUGAAGCAGAAACUGCGGACCUGAAAUCACCCGAUGGCACAAAGGGCGAUCUGUUCUCGGAGAUUCAUCUGAAUGAGCUUAAAAAACUCGAGAAGCAGCUGGAAACAAUGGAAACUGAAAAGUUAUGCCUGACCGCAAAUCUUCGUGAUGCCCAGCAGAAUCUAGACAAAAGCCAAAACGACUUGCAAAACUUUAUGGCAAAGUUGAUGUUACUGGCAGCACACGUUGAUGCGCUUCAUACGCUCAAGAAACAAAUUCAAAUUGAGGAAAAUAUAACCGUAUCUACAGCAAAGGACAAGGAUGUGAAUGAUAAAUUGAAUGAAGCUAUCAUGCAAUACUCGAGCUGGUUCACCUUAAGCUCGAAGGAAAUAGAUACUCUCAAAGCUGACCUGGCUGAAUUGCAGAAGGGCUUGAACUGUUCUGACGCAAUGACUGUACUGCGCAAUGAAAUAACAAAUCUCAAGAACAAGCUGUUGUCUGUUGAACAGAAAUCAUUGGAUUUGCAUAGUGACAUUCAGGUACUUACGACACUCUCACAAACAGCGGGCCAGAGUUUGAACACGACGCGAACUAAUUUAGUUGCACUAAGCGACGACCUGGCCCAGUUGUACCACUUGGUGUGCACGGUAAAUGGUGAAACUCCAAAUCGUGUACUGUUGGACCAUAAGAACGACGACUUAAGCUUCGAGAACGAUUCCUUGACGGCAAUUCAAUCACAGCUGAAAUCCGACAUUCUUACAUCCAAGCCUCAUGUUUUUGAGGACCUGCAAGCACUCAGCGAUGCUGUCGAGAUUCGCAAGUACGUUGACACUGUGAGCGAUCAAAUUCGGUACCUCAAGACAGCUGUCGAACAUACAAUCGAGCUGAACAAGGAUAAGGUGGUGACCGAUUCCUCCGCUACAUCCUCGGGCGAUGUAAAGGAGGCAAAGGAAGAAAUAGCUGAUCUGCACGAACAAAUCAUCAAAUUGCGCAGCUUACUGUCGACGAAACGCGAGCAGAUCGCCACGCUGCGCACUGUGCUCAAGUCGAAUAAGAACACAGCCGAGGUGGCGCUGACAAAUCUUAAAUCCAAGUACGAAAACGAAAAGUUGGUCGUCAGCGAUACGAUGUCAAAGUUGCGAAACGAGCUGCGCAUCUUAAAGGAAGAUGCGGCCACAUUUUCAAGUCUCCGCGCUAUGUUUGCGGCUCGCUGCGAGGAGUAUGUCACUCAGGUUGACGAACUCACGCAUCAGCUUGCGGCGGCUGAGGAGGAGAAGAAAACGCUUAAUCAGCUACUUCGAUUGGCUGUGCAGCAGAAACUUGGACUGACGCAAAAGCUCGAGGAGCUUGAGAUGGACCGUGAAAUGCGUCAUGUGCGCCGGCCGGCAGCUUCGCAGCGCGGCGGUGGAGGAGGUGGCGGCAAGUCAGCCUUCUCUCGUGGGCAGCCUGCCCGGAACAGCCUUCAGAAUCCGAACAGCAACAACAAUAGUAACAAUCCGAACCAAGCUUUCUUCUAACAUAAGGUGAGCGUACAGCGUAAAAUUCUAGCGUUCCUUUACACACUGCUUAAGCUGUAACGGGGGAAUCGCUAGAGGAACGAGUUGUAGUUUUAGUUAAUGCAAAGUGGCGGGACGAAUUACAACCAAAAAUUAUCACCAUCAUAUGUGAAUCUUUCAUCGAUCUCCCGUGUGUUAUUGAGUUGGUUGUGCAUUGUUUUACGCUCUUUUUCUUUGCAAAAGAUUAGAAAACGGAGAGCUAUGACUAGGUGGUCCGUCCCACCAUUUAAUUUGAAUAAUCAAAUUCCCACAUGGAACGUAACUGACCAGCAGUGAACAACACUGUUUGAAAAAGAAAACUAUAUUUCCAUCCAUUAAUGAAACGAACGAGAAAUGAAAAUUGUUGCAAUACAUAAACUCGUUGUAAAAGGUACUAAUCAUCGUUUGGACGAAUGUCGAAGAAAAAAAAACACAGUAUGUCCAGUUAACCUGUGUGAAAGUCCGAAGAACACAAAUGAACGCGCAAGAGAUAUAUUUAUUUUCACCUAUAGUGGCAGCUACAAUAGUGUUGAAGGAAUUAUUGUAACUAGAUGACUAGCUGAACGAACGAACGUGGCACCGGUUCACCGAAGAACACACAGACAGAUGACUGAUCGAAAAAAGAACUCUGAUGAAGGUAUGGUUCGUUUAUUACACUAUCUACUGAUUAUUAGAAAUUGAUAACAACACAGUUUAGCAACUUAAAAUGUUGAACGGUGUUGGUGGUUGUGGUUUGCAUACCGAAUGAUUAUGGUAACACGAACACAAAUGUUGCUACCACAUCUAUUUCAAACAGGUAUAGAUAGAAGUUAUUUAUGAAUUCUCGAGCAAAUACCAAUACGAUAAUGAGCCCGUUAUCUAAUAAUUUACUGCGAUGAUGAUGCACAUUCGCACUGUGCUACAAACAUAAUGUUCUUUUCUGAAACAACGUUCUAAUGUCACUUACAGUUCGUGACAAGAGAGACCUUUUUUGUUUGGAAAAAACACACAAAAUUUGGACCAACAUUUUUAUGGCAGCUUUCCACACGUUCCUGAUGACUAGAAGCAUCAACGUAUUUUACAACAUAGUUACUUGCCGAAGCUGCCAGAAACAUUUGCAAUGAAAAGAAAAGCAUCUACGACGUCAUAAAACAGUAAAAUGUUUUUCUUGCUAUCGGAGUGUAAUGUGAUUUCAUUGGCAAUAAGAAUGUUUCGUGUAUAGUUGGCACCGCUGCAUCUUGCAUUGGUGGCUGUAGUGGAAGGAUUAUUAAUAGUAAAUUCCUAGAAGUAGGAAUUAGCCCACAUCAGUAACAAGCAGUGCGCAACAUUUUAUAGUCUAUUAGGUCGUCUUCCCUUUGCGUUCCAAAGUCAGUACGAAACAUGAUUAUCAGUAGUGUGUUAAACAUUAGACAGUUCUAAUGAGGAAAAAGUAAUAGAAGAACAAUAUGUUCAUUGGUAUAGCAACUAACAAUUAUCUGUCCAAAAUAGUGCAGGUUAGAUUUUGAAAUUUGUGAUUUUUUUGUCAGUUAAGAUACACGAAAUAUAGCACCAGACUCAAAUCGAACAAGUGAGGCAAUAUGUCAGCAGUGUCAAAAAUAAUGAUAGCAAAAUGAAUGAAUGAGAAUACAAUAGGAAUUUCGUCGAUGUAAUCCUACGAAAGCAUGUCCUCAUUGAAAAAAAAUCUUCUAAUCGUCCAAAAUUUAUUAUUAGAAUGUUAUUAUAUCCUUUGAUUAAUCCAUUUGCCAAUAUUUUUGAGAAGAAACAGGUUAUGUAUGUGAAUAAUAAAGAUAUUAUAGCAUCAACUCUACAUGGAAAUUGAAAGUA
Messenger RNA from Anopheles merus, 4849 nucleotides. Its product is annotated as protein bicaudal D-like. The coding region runs from base 635 to 3028 and encodes 797 amino acids. Gene Ontology annotation, molecular function: cytoskeletal adaptor activity; dynactin binding; dynein complex binding. Gene Ontology annotation, cellular component: Golgi apparatus; cytosol. NCBI's taxonomy places the organism in Eukaryota, Metazoa, Arthropoda, Insecta, Diptera, Culicidae. The record is from RefSeq and is a predicted model, not a curated record. The transcript is spliced from 10 exons. Gene Ontology annotation, biological process: protein localization to organelle; microtubule anchoring at microtubule organizing center; regulation of microtubule cytoskeleton organization.